GGAUAUCUGAUUCCAGACAAUUCUGUCCUGUUCCGAUCUUAUACGAGUCUGCACAUAAUGGAGAGGCUCUCUUCCUCCGGCUUCUCCUGUGUUGUGUGAACGCAGGAAAAGAGAAGCGACAAAAGGGAGGGAGUAAAAGGAAGCUUUGAACCGAUUUGAGACACAUGUUGAGCUAAAAGGACCACCCCACCUCCUCCCUCUUCCCUUCCCAAGCGGACUUUCGUUGUUCUUUUCCACCUUUUGUCGUAGUAGCUCGGAAGCUACUUGAGUCUUUUGUCCUGGGCUUUUUGAAUUUUUGUGAUACUAUGGAUCUGAGUAAAAUGGCAGUGAGCGUCAACAAGGCCAUCAAUGCACAGGAGGUCGCCGUCAAAGAAAAGCAUGCCAGGACGUGUAUCCUGGGAACACACCAUGAAAAAGGGGCCCACACAUUCUGGGCAGCGGUCAACCGGCUGCCUCUCUCCAGCAACGCUGUGCUGUGCUGGAAGUUCUGCCACGUCUUCCACAAACUGCUGCGAGAUGGGCACCCUAAUGUAAUCAAGGACUCCAUGAGGAACAAAGGAGACCUGAGCGACAUGAGCAGGAUGUGGGGUCACCUGAGUGAAGGAUAUGGCAAGCUGUGCAGCACCUACCUCAAACUGCUCAUCACCAAAAUGGAAUUCCACAUCAAAAAUCCCCGUUUCCCAGGCAACCUUCAGAUGACAGAUAGACAGCUCGAUGAAGCAGGAGAGAAUGAUGUUAACAACUUUUUCCAGAUGACUGUGGAGAUGUUUGACUACCUGGAGUGUGAGCUGAACCUCUUCCUGGGGGUGUUCAGCUCCCUGGACAUGUCACGCUCAGUGUCAGUCACAGCAGCGGGACAGUGUCGCCUGGCCCCUCUCAUUCAGGUCAUCCUGGACUGUAGCCACCUGUACGACUACACUGUCAAGCUCCUCUUCAAGCUACACUCCUGCCUUCCUGCAGACACACUACAGGGCCACAGAGAUCGCUUCCAGGAGCAGUUUAAAAAGCUGAAGAAUCUGUUCUAUCGCUCCAGCAACCUGCAGUACUUCAAGAGAUUGAUUCAGAUCCCCCAGCUGCCUGAGAACCCCCCAAAUUUCCUGCGAGCGUCAGCGUUGUCGGAGCACAUCAGCCCUGUGGUGGUCAUUCCCGUGGAGGCCUCGUCUCCGGAGAGCGAGCACAUCGUGGAGACGGAGGAGCUGGUGGACACAGACAUCCCCGCCCAGCCGAGCUCUUCGGAGAACAGAUUUGAUGACCUCUUUGGCACAUCGGCUGCCACAGACCCGUUCAACUUCAACAGCCAGAACGGCAUGCGCAAGGAUGACAAGGACCGUCUGAUCGAGCAGCUCACCCAGGAGCUGCAGGCUCUCAAGGAGGAGCUGGAGACCUUCAGGGUGGAGAGCGCCCGCCUGUGCCAGGCACUGCGGGGGCGUGUCAGCGAGCUGGAGGCGGAGCUGGCGGAGCAGAGCCACCUGAAGCAGCAGGCCCUGGGGGAGAGCGAGUUCCUGCGGGCGGAGCUGGAGGACCUGCGCCGGGUGAAGGAGGACACGGAGAAGGAGCAGCGCAGCCUGACGGAGAUUGAGAGGAAGGCCCAGGCCAAUGAGCAGCGCUACACCAAGCUGAAGGAGAAGUACACGGAGCUGGUGCAGAGCCACGCAGACCUGCUGAGGAAGAAUGCUGAGGUAACGCGACAGAUGACGGUGGCGCGGGCGGCCCAGGAUGAGGUGGAGACUGUGAGGAGGGAGAUGCAGGAAAAGGUGAAAGCUGCCCAGGAGGAUGCCCAGCAGAGGGAGAAGGAGCAGUUGGACCAGAUGCAGUCCCUGCAGAGAGAGCUGAUGACCAGCCGAGUGGAGCUAGACACACUAAGGGACAGCAUGGCCACCUCCCAGCAGUCGAGUGAGGAGCUCAGCUCCAGGCUCGCUGCUCUUGAGACUGAGAGGGCGGAGCUUGCGGAAACGGUGUCGCAGAAGGAGGCGGAGCUGGCGGGGCUGGGGCAGGAGCUGGAGCGUGUCCAGAGCAGUUUGUCCAGCGAGCGGGAAAGUGGGGUGAAGGCGGCGGAGGCCUUGCAGAACCAGCUCAAUGAGAAGGAGAGCAGGGAGCAGGCUCUGGAGAGCCAGUUGGUGGCUGCACGCUGGGCUGCCCUGCAGGGGGCAUUAGAGGAAGCAGAGCGGGUUGUUCAGGACUCUCUGUCCCAGAUGGAUGACCCAGCGCACAUCAGCUGCACCAGCUCUGCAGAUUACCUAGUGUCUAGGAGCCAGGCUGCACUGGACUGCGUGGACCGCCUGCAAGCUGCCAGAGACCAGUAUCUGUCUGACCAGUCAGAUGUGUCAGAGAUGCUGCGGUCAGUGACCCGGUUUGCCCACCUGGUUGGCGACACCAUACUGCAAGGCAGUGCCACCUCUCACAUGGUGCCCGUGGAUCAGGCUGACUUGUUGACGGAAGGUGUGAGGGCGUGUGGCUCCGAGGCCCUAGCCCUGCUGGCCCUGCUAAAGGAUCGGGAGACCCUGGGCGCGGCUGAUGGUGCCAAGCUGAGGGAAGCGCUGGGCAGCAUCAAGGCUACAGCUGAGAAGCUGAGACCUCAGGGGUUGGAGCUGCAGCAGGGGGAGCUGGGAGACCUGGUGGAGCAGGAGAUGGCGGCCACGUCUGCUGCUGUGGAGUCGGCGGCUGCCAGGAUCGAGGAGAUGCUCAACAAGUCUCGAGCUGUGGACACAGGGGUAAAAAUGGAAGUCAACGAAAGGAUCUUGGCUUCCUGUACAGAGCUGAUGCAGGCCAUCAAAGCACUGGUAUUGGCCUCUAAAGACCUGCAACGGGACAUUGUGGAGAGCGGGAGGGGGGCAGCAUCGAUGAAGGAGUUCUAUGCCAAGAAUUCCCGCUGGACGGAAGGUCUGAUCUCAGCCUCUAAGGCAGUAGGCUGGGGCGCCACGGUGAUGGUGGACGCGGCCGACCUGGUCGUACAGGGCCGGGGCAAGUUCGAGGAGCUGAUGGUGUGUUCGCACGAGAUCGCUGCCAGCACAGCGCAGCUGGUGGCCGCCUCUAAGGUGAAGGCGGACAAGGACAGCCCCAACCUCGCGCGUCUGCAGCAGGCGUCCCGAGGGGUCACGCAGGCUACCGCAGGGGUCGUGGCCUCCACCAAAUCUGGAAAAUCCCAGAUUGAGGAGACAGACACAAUGGACUUCUCCAGUAUGACCCUUACUCAGAUCAAGAGGCAAGAGAUGGACUCACAGGUGCAGGUGCUGGAGCUGGAGGCACAGCUUCAGAGAGAGCGUGAACGUCUUGGGGAGCUGAGGAAGAAACACUAUGAGCUCGCUGGGGUUUCGGAAGGGUGGGCAGAGGAAGAGGACGGUACAGGUUGAGGCCUGCUCCACCUCUCUCCAUACUGGCCUGAAGACUGGGCUUCUUCCUGCCUGUACCAUCUGUACUGGUUUUACAUACUCUCCAUUUUGUUCUCCUUAUUUUUUUUUUUUAACUUGAAGCCAAAUAAAAAGGUGCUCCUCUUUUUAAAUGUUCUUCCCCCACCUCUGGGGUUUGAAGGCUUCCACAUACAAAGCAAUGAACAGUGACUGAAAAGGGGGACAAAAAAAGGCACAGCCUGCCUCUGGCAGCAACACGUAGACAACUGGAAAACCACAAGCUUACUGACGAUCCAUUUGCCUUGUGUCCAUCUUUAAUCCCCAUGACUUUUUUUUCUCUGGACUCGAGAAUAGUGCAUCUUGCACCCUCUCAACCUCUUAACCUCCCAGCAUGAACUUCUGCCAUCCAUCCUGCACGGUGCCUGCGACAGAGAGAGGUGCGGAGCUGAAUCCCCCGCAGAAUGGGUAGGGUUGACACCAGGUCAUCCUGCCCAUCAUAAAUGCCCCACAGGGCCCCUGGGCUGGGAGGAGCAUUGUGCAAUCAGAAUGACAGGUCAGGUGUGUCUCCAGCUACAUUCCCAGAAAGCAAUCUUCCUGCACUGUAACGAUUUGGCUCACUGCUUCUUUACAAUGAAUCCUUCAUCUGCACUAAUCCUUGCAUAGUGACCUCCCCCUUCAGCCUCCAGGGGUUGUCCUGCACCACUGGGACCCCUUUUGAUGUGUGUGUGUGUGUGUGUGUGUGUGUAUUUGUGUGAACUCUGUUCCUAUUAUCCAAGUAAUUUUGCACACUAAUUGUGACUUGUACAGUAUUUGCAGGGCAUGAGGGAGAAGUACAGUGUUCGUAUAUACUAAUUCCAUUUGGCUUUUCAGCCAGGGAUUGGCUUGCCAAGAGGUGGACUCAGGGAUUUCCUGAGCCCCGCACCUCUUCUCAUUCAUGAUGUGUGACAAUUUCUUCGAAUUCUCCAGUUUGCCAUUUCAGCUGCCAUUUUGCAGAGAUAAAAAUUGUACAGUUAGGGGUCUAGCAGGGCUCCUAGUUUACAUUGGGAUGUGACGCAGUUAGAUGAAGGAAAACUUUGUGACUGUCUUCAUUCACAAAACAGAACACCCAUACUGACUUCAGUCAUUUUAGGAUCUACUUCCCAAAGGUUAAGGAAAAAGUAGCCUUGGUAUGACCUCUGACAUCAAUAUGACCGAAUUAUCUGUGACAAAUAAAGGGCGAGUUGAGUAUUAAUUAAGUCUAUGAAAUGGGAAUCCAUGAAUUCAGCAGCUAUCUAUAGAGCAUGGAGAAGCCUCUCCAGCAUAAUCAGUAUUACCCCAUGAGACUUAUAAUUCAAAGUCAUUUUCCUAUACAUGUGGGCAGUUUGCAAAGGAUGCACAAAGAGUGAAAGGAGGAGCCAGUGCCUUUGGAGGGAUUGGGUUGAGAUGCUGUCUGCAGCUGUAGCUGCACCAGUGUUGGUAUUUUAAUUAGGGUUUUUCAGGGUUUCAGUGUUCCAGGUGGUUUUUUCCCCCCAAAUCUCAGAUUAAGAUGGUAGUGAAAGCUGUCCUAAGUUCAUGGCCUCUGCUGAACUUCAGGAAUCAUCCCAGCAGUUUCUGCUGGACUCAAGGAGUUGAGUUUUUGGUGGGUCUGGGGUAGGAAGGGGCUUCUUGGCCCAGAGAGAGUGAAAGAAACCACAGCAUUCCGCAUCCUUCCACAGGCCUUUUCUCUGCUUUCCAGUGGACUGUAGCAAUCGUGCUUGUUGCCAUCAGCAAGGUGUUUGCAUCUUCCCAGCAGUCUAUAACUGUGUCAGCCUUUCAGCACACAUACAGGGUGUGCUGCAUCCCCAGGGAGCAGGCCACCAGGUGAAUGGGCCCUGAAACGUCUUAACCAUUGAUACGGAGACAGUUCCUUUGACACUUGAGAUAACGGUUUUCACUCAACUCAAUGCAUCUGCCUGGUGGAGUCAAGGGAAAAAAGACAAAGCUCUAAGAGUAGCAGCUCUGGGUCACUCUGUCACUGUUGGAGCUUAAUGUUAUUAGAUUGACUUGUCAUGGUUGCACCUUUUAGUAUGUAUUUCUGUUUCAGUACAGGAUAUGUACGUGUGGUUGUGCUUUUAUUGGGAGUGUUUUUGUGUGACCAGCUAAUUAAUUUUAACCCCAGCCCCUGUCAUUCUUGUUUUGUUGCACUGCUUUAGUUUUGUAAGGUUGUAACACUGGGUAUUGUAUUAUUUUCCAUAUUUCCAUUGAAAUUCCAUUCCACUGAACAUUUUUCAACCUUGACUGGUGUCUUUAAUAUGGCACCUAAUGUGUAAAGAGCUUCCGUUUUAUUGAAAAUGUGAGAAACUUGGCAGACAUUUCAUCCUCUCUGUACCUCACUGUACUGUGAUCUUUUUUUUUUUUUGGGAAACAGCACACAACACUAUCUAAUUUCAAGA
Megalops cyprinoides (Indo-Pacific tarpon) is the source of this 5758-nucleotide messenger RNA. Its product is annotated as huntingtin-interacting protein 1-like. Gene Ontology annotation, molecular function: actin filament binding; phosphatidylinositol-3,5-bisphosphate binding; phosphatidylinositol-3,4-bisphosphate binding. Gene Ontology annotation, cellular component: clathrin-coated vesicle; extrinsic component of postsynaptic membrane; actin cortical patch. Gene Ontology annotation, biological process: endocytosis; actin filament organization; clathrin coat assembly. Lineage: Eukaryota; Metazoa; Chordata; Actinopteri; Elopiformes; Megalopidae. Bases 306 to 3350 code for a protein of 1014 amino acids. The transcript has 31 exons. The record is from RefSeq and is a predicted model, not a curated record.